ACCAAUCCCUCUCCCUCGCACCUCCUUCCCCUCUCUCCUCUCGAAGCGCCCAGUGUCGGUGUACCACCUAUCGCGAGAGUGCCGCGAUUAGAGUUCCCGUUCCUGUGAGGUUGCACGGGAUUCCAGGAUUCAUAGACUUUUUAAAGUACUAGAGUGAGUAUCCUUUUUUUUUUCUUCCUGUGGAGGAGGUUUCGAUACCACUGCUUCUUUCCUCGUUGGUGGAAUAGAAGUGAAAGAUGUUCUUUGAAGACACACAGGAUUUUAUCGUAGCUGUAUUACCGGACAACAGAAGCCCAGCUCCCAAAAAGAAAGAAAAAGGCAGACAAGAGUUCAUGCUCUAGCGUAUUUCUUAUGAACAUUAUGAUUAUGCUUUUUAAAAAGGGUUUUCGACAUUUGAAACUGCAGAAGCAGAAGGAUUCUACUGCAGAAGCAAACGCAGUCCAUAGUUCUUAUCCUGUAUUGCUGGGACGGGCUCUUUUGGUCCAAAGACAUAACUCCAUAAUGUAGUCCACUAUUAAAAUGGCAGAUUGAAGAUGGAUUUAAGGCUGAGAGAAUGAUUUACAACAACCCUACUAUGCAGUCCGCCACUGUUAUUUCCAUGCUGCUGAGCGGGGGGCCAUGAGGUUGAAUGGUAGAUUUUUGUUUAUGACGACCUUGCCAAUGUAGUUAUAUACAUGGGAAAUCUAACACAAAGCAGUAAUUCUUUUAUGUGACACUCAGAGUUGUUAUGCAGGGUUUUAAAGUGCUGCCAUGGAAAUUUCCCAUGGCAGCACUUUAAAGCGCUAUGCAACAGCCCUAAUUUGGAAAUCAUACACCCCCCAUUGAUAGUAUAUCACCAUCAAUCUAGUAACUGUUUUGAGAUUUUCAAUUGAAAGAUAACUCAUAUAAAACAUUCCUAAUAAUAAGGACUUUGAAGAAGCAAAACAGAAAAAGCAUUGACGCUUUAGAACUUUGGUGCUGGAGAAGACUUUUGAGAAUGCUAUGGACAACAGCCAAGGAAAACAACAAAUGGAUCAUAAAACAAAUCAAUCCAGAAUUGUCACUCGAGGCACAAAUGACCAGGCUCAAACUAUCAUACUUAAGACACAUUAUGCGAAGAUCCGGCUCCCUUGAGAAGUCCAUAAUGCUGGGGAAAGAAGAGGACGACCAGCAUCAAGGUGGAUGGGAUGGACUUGAUUAUGACAGCAAUGAAUGCACCACUGAGAGACGUUAAAAGUCAAGUUGAAGACAGAUCAUCCUGGAGAGAAUCUAUCUAUGUGGUCGCUAAGAGUCGACACCGACUUGACGGCACGUAAUCAAUUAUCAAUCAAUAAUAAGCAAAGAUAAUAUCAAUUAUAUUGUCACCUCUAUCGACUCUCUCUAGCCUCUUCCCAACCCAAUCCGUCAAAUGAAUGCAGACGUUCCUUCUGCCCCUUUCACCUACACGUGAGCGCGCUAUACCGUUACACUACGCAGAGCGCUAAUUGGAAAUCCCAAAACAAACACUGAAGUAGGAGUCGCGUCUGUGACUCCAGUCUUUCUAUCUCUACGGAAGACACAAGGGCAGGAGAUGCUUCUCUAUUGGUUAGAAGGAGGAUAGGCGGUGCUUAGAGAGGAAACAUGCUAUGCACGCUUUGAAUGGGUUGACCGUAGAUGUGUCACUGACAGAGCAGACUUUCUUCUUGGGGUUCCCCCCUUCUGCUUCCGCUUCACCCGGCAUCUCGCGAAACUUCUCGUGAGGUCGUCGCGCGCUGUGAAGACAGGGGUGCUUGAGGGGCUGUAGAGCGGGUGCUGCUGCUGAAUAUUGUUGGACUCUUCUUUGAUGACUGCAAUCUGUCGCCAUGAAUAUGCAGAUGUUCAUAGCUGCUGGUCUCCUGGUACAUUGUGUAUUCCUAGUCUCUAUUUUUGACAUUUACUUCACUUCUCCUCUGGUCCAUGGCAUGGCUCCUCAUCAAACUCUGUUGCUGCCACCUGCACAACGCUUAGUACUUUUCGUUGCAGAUGGUCUGCGUGCAGAUUCACUCUAUGAAUUGGAUGACAAUGGAACUUCUAAUGCUCCUUACCUUAGGGAUAUCAUAAUAUCCAAGGGCAGCUGGGGAGUAUCUCAUACUCGUGUUCCAACAGAAUCUAGGCCUGGGCACGUGGCUCUCAUAGCUGGAUUUUAUGAAGAUGUCAGUGCUGUUGCUAGAGGAUGGAAAGAAAACCCUGUGGAAUUUGAUUCCCUUUUCAAUCAAAGCAAAUACACUUGGAGCUGGGGAAGUCCAGAUAUUCUGCCUAUGUUUGCUAAAGGUGCCAGUGGAUAUCAUGUUUACACCAAUUGUUAUGAAGCUGGAAGUGAAGACUUCGGAGCAAAAGAUGCCACCGUGCUAGAUACUUGGGUUUUUGACCAAGUAAAGGAUUUCUUCAACUCUGCUAGAGACAAUGAAACAUUGUUUUCUAAAGUGCAUGAGCAGAAAAUUGUUUUCUUCCUGCAUUUAUUAGGGAUAGACACAAAUGGGCAUGCCUAUCGACCUCAUUCAAGGGAAUACAAGAACAAUAUCAGGAAAGUUGACCAAGGUGUAAAAGAAAUUGUUUCAAUGAUUGAGGAUUUUUAUGGAAAUGAUGGCAACACAGCUUUUAUAUUGACGUCUGAUCAUGGAAUGACAGAUUGGGGAACUCAUGGGGCCAGUCACCCCUCAGAGACUUUAACACCAUUAGUUGCUUGGGGAGCAGGAAUCAAGUAUCCACAGAGAGUCACUUCUCAACAAUUUGAAGAUGAAUUUUUAAAAGAGUGGAAGCUGGAGAGUUGGAAGCGACAGGAUGUCAACCAGGCUGACAUAGCACCACUGAUGGCUUCCCUUAUUGGAGUCCCUUUCCCUCUGAAUUCUGUGGGAAUUCUACCUCUGGAGUACUUGAACAAUACUGCUCAUUUUAGAGCAGAGAGUAUGCUUACAAAUGCUGCUCAGAUUCUUGAACAAUUUAAGGUUAAGAUGGCACAGAAGAAGAAAACCACAUUUUCGUUUCUGUUUUCACCAUUCAGGUCUCUUUCUGAUUCAGAACAGAUUGACAUUCUCCGGAAAGCAAGGUCUUUCAUUCAGCAUGAAAAAUAUGAGGAAGCGGUAUCUCUUUGCAGCAAGCUGAUUAGCCUUGCUUUGGAAGGGCUUGCCUACUAUCAUACAUAUGACAGGUUUUUCCUAGGCAUAAGUGUCACAAUGGGGUUUGUGGGCUGGACAUCUUAUGUGAUUCUGAUCAUUAUAAAAGUGCAUACCAGUCUGAGCAAGUCUACCAUAAAGGAUAAGGCAACUGGGAGUCUUCUUCAGUAUAUGUUUCUUGCAGUUGGAUUCUUCAUAGCCAUUUUUCUGUUUAUACAAAGCUUGCCCUGGACUUACUACAUAUAUUGCUUAUUACCAGUACCAAUAUGGUAUGCAGUUUUGAAAGAAUAUCCUCUUAUUCAAGGACUGACUACAUUUAUCUUGAAUGUUCCAUGGACACAAUCAGUUGGACUUUUACUAGUCUGUACCUUUGGGAUUGAAAUAUUAGUUUUCUCCUUUUUCUAUCGUGUCACACUCAGCUUUGGCCUGAUUGCCUUUACAGUAUGGCCCUUGGUGACUAGGCUGUGGAACCAAGCAAAGACAACUGUGCUAAGCUGGAUUCUUUCAUGUUUGCUUCUGGCAGUCUUCCCUUUGAUGCCUGUGGUAGGAAGAAAGCCGAAUAUCUCUAUAGUAACAGUAGCCGGUUUGCUGAUGCUCUUGACGUCUUCAUCCUGCCUGGUGGCAUUUCUUUGGAAAAACAAAAAGAAAUACAUGCAUCACAAGGAUCUCAAAAUAUACCUCUUUCAGUUGCUGAGUCUGGCACUUUCAGCCUACAUUGUAAACAACACUCACAGCAGCCUUCAGAGCAAGCAAGGAUUGCCUGUACUAAAUCAAAUUAUUAGUUGGACAACAUUAGCUUCAUCCUUGAUAGUGCCACUUCUAAGCCCCACAUUGCUCUUCCUGAGGCUGCUAAGCAUACUUCUGUCUUUGAUGUCAACAUACCUUCUGCUUAGCACAGGAUAUGAAGCCAUUUUCCCACUGGCGUUGGCUUUGUUGAUGUUGGUGUGGAUCAAUAUGGAACAAGAGGCAGUACAACGUUAUGGAGUCUCACUUAUGCCAAAGCUUGCUGCUCUCAGUUUUUCAUACUGCACUGAUAUAACACAGUUUCGACAACUCCAUGUUGAUGACAUCAGGAGAUCUUUUUUCUAUGUUUUCUUCAUAGUGACAGCCUUUUUUGGUACUGGAAACAUAGCAUCCAUUAACAGCUUUGAUCCAACUUCGGUCUAUUGCUUCUUGACAGUGUUCAGUCCUUUCAUGAUGGGAGGAUUGCUAUUGUGGAAGAUUGCAAUCCCUUUUAUUCUUGUGUCAUGCGCUUUUGAAGCUGUUCAAGUCACAACCCAGCUGUCAUCUAAAAGGCUUUUUCUCAUUGUUCUUGUGAUUUCAGACAUUAUGGCUUUGCACUUCUUCUUUCUGGUUAAGGAUUAUGGAAGCUGGCUGGAUAUUGGAACAAGCAUUAGCCAUUACGUUCUUGCGAUGUCUUUCACCAUCUUCCUCAUGCUCUUAAGUGGCGUGGCCCAGCUGUUCACUACGCAGAGACUGGAGCUUUGGGAUAAAGAUAAGCAUCAUUCAUUGUGACCAAAUGACUGAAAUGUCCAUAUUGUUGGAACCUUCAGCCUUCUUGAGGGACAAAUAGAAUUUUGAGGUUGCUGCCAGAAACUCUUGAAGAACAUGAUGCUGCACUAAAGACAGGACUUUGACCCCUUACACACUGGAAAUGAAUCUUGUCUCAUUUAUUUUCUAAUUGGGCUAAUGAGGAAAAUCCAAGAAAUCAGCCCUAUAUUUCUGCCUGGAAGGCAGUGCAAAAUAGAACGAGGGGCCUGUUUCCUACUAGAUGGAGAGCACCUUGUUCAAUGUCCUUCCCAAUUAGUGUUUACUACUUGAACAAUUAAUGGACAGAAGUGCCAAGAGAACACCAUGAGAUGCAUUUAUUUUAGGCUUUUUCUCAGGUUUGAGGUUGGGAUCAUGUCUAUAUUUACAUAAAGUGGAAUGACCAAAACACUUUAAUUCUUCCACUUUUUUUUUUUUACAAUUGAUAUUUGUAUGUAUAUACAUUUAAACUUGAAAAGAAAAGAAGACAUUAAGUCUUGUUUUGAAAGAAAAUGCUGCGGAUUUGUUUUAGUUUUUGUGGUAGUAUUUGUUGUUUUUCUUUUUAUAACAUAGUUUUAAAAAACUGGCAUUGAACCAGGUCCCAGAAAGAGUUUACAGGAGACCCUUGGAUAUUGUGCGGAUGACAUCCCAUGGAAGUACUAUGCAAGUUCAACUUACAUCAUUCAAAGUCUAAACCCGAAAACCCUGCAAAAAACCUAUCUCAGCUGAGAAGCUGUGUGGGGUGCUUAUUUGCAGGAUGGGGAUGAAAAAACAAAACCAGCUGAGCAGCCCAUGCUGCUUCCUGAGAAGUGGCAUGGGCUGAUCAGUGGCUUUAAUUUUUAAAUCCCCAAUCCCUCAAAUAAGCACCCCCCCCACCUCUUAGCAGAGAUGGGGUUGGGGAUUUAAAAUACGUGCUGAUUCUCAGCUGAGAAGUGGCUCAGGCUGUAAUUUGCAGCACACAAGUUUAGUUAUGGGAUAGUUUGGGUCAUUCAUAGUGUUGGGGAUUUAAAAGUUAAAGGGGUUUUCCCUUUAAAUUUUGAAACCCAACUGGAAACCCCUGGGAAAAACUAAAACUCCCCCUGUGAUAACAAAUUUGUAUAUAGGAAGGUGACCCGCGGAAGCUCAAUCCACAAUAUCUGUGGGUUUCCUGUAUUUAUCACAUUUGUAUUCCACCCUUCCUCAUUUCAGGACAUUGGCCUAUUUUAUCAUUACAGCAGCUCUGGGGGGUAAUUGAGGCUGAAGGACAUACUUGUGCAUGGUCAUCAAGGGGCUAUACAGUUGAGCAUGGUUGAAUUCAUGUCUCCUUGCUGAAGGUCCAACACUUCAUUACAUCAAUAGAAAACAUUCAGUGUAGGGAGAAUUGGCAAAUUAUUAUACUAUAGAAAUUGAAAAACAGAGUAAGAAAAUACCACUUUGCUUGGUAGCGGAAUAUAUGAGCGUUCCUGCAGUACUGGAAUUUACACAGCUGGUACACUGGAAAAUAACAUAAUUUUGCCCCUGAUGUCUUCUUGGGUGCCUGCACAGUCAGUAUUUGUCCAUGAAAGAUGUAUACUGCUGGCAGCCAGACCUGGAAGUUCCCAGCAACCUGUUCACCAGGAAGGUUGCUUCAGCAUUCCAGCCCUUUGGCUCUCUGGCAACAAAGAAAGCCAUGCCAUACAGUUGUGGAAUCCAGUCAUCCCAGUAGAAACAUUUGCUGUGCAAAACUGGAUAAAAACACAUAUCUGCUUGCCAGCUGCCAAUCAUCAUAUCAUGGGAGAGCAAUAAGCCACAUGUUCUUCAAACCUUAUUCUCUUAUCAAAGAAGCAUGUGGAAUGAAGUCUGCUAAUAGAGGCUGUUUGUCCAACUAACCCAUGUGACAAGCUUACUCUUGAAACAAAGAAGCAAGGAUAGCUAUCCAAUGCCAUAGAGAAAAUCCUACAUGUACAAACAUCCCCAGUCCCUGUUACAUGGGAGUUACCAUCAUACCAGGCUAAAGACCAUCACAAGCCACUCAAAACUUUCCAGAGCAAAGCAAUGUUGGAUGAAUCAUGCCAGUGGGUUUCAUUAAGACACUUGCACAGCUACGAGGCUGGCCCAACAGGUGGAUCCCAAACAUUUCAAUUCACAAAAUAAGCUUACCAUAAACUCAUGCAAAUAAACGACAUUUGUAUAAAU
Hemicordylus capensis (graceful crag lizard) is the source of this 6791-nucleotide messenger RNA. RefSeq names its product phosphatidylinositol glycan anchor biosynthesis class N (gene PIGN). Gene Ontology annotation, cellular component: endoplasmic reticulum membrane. Lineage: Eukaryota; Metazoa; Chordata; Lepidosauria; Squamata; Cordylidae. Bases 1821 to 4625 code for a protein of 934 amino acids. The record is from RefSeq and is a predicted model, not a curated record. Gene Ontology annotation, biological process: GPI anchor biosynthetic process. The transcript has 29 exons. Gene Ontology annotation, molecular function: mannose-ethanolamine phosphotransferase activity.